AUGUCGUACCCCGAGUGGAAGCGCGAGGCGACGAUCCCCCAAAUCCUCUUCGGUCUGCGCUGUCCGUACGGCAAGCCCUCUUCCCCCGUCGCCCGCUUCUUCUGGCGGCGACGCAUUUGGAUCGAGGCCACUUUCGCGCUCUCCAUGAUGGAGCCCUGGGAGAGGUUCAUCGUCAUGUACGUGGUGUAUGCCAUCCUGCUCGCCCUCGCGUUCGCCGCCUUCUUCUACCUCCCGCACCACCUCUCCUUCCUCCACGGACGCGCCGCAUACUACCUCUAUGGCAGCGACGCUGCGGGAGCCGCCGACUCGCUCAUUCGCCUCCGAGACGCCGCGAGCUCGUUUGGGUCGAAGGUCCUGAGUCGUGCCACGGGCUCGUCCGAGCUGUGA
Trametes versicolor FP-101664 SS1 is the source of this 387-nucleotide messenger RNA. RefSeq lists its product as uncharacterized. NCBI's taxonomy places the organism in Eukaryota, Fungi, Basidiomycota, Agaricomycetes, Polyporales, Polyporaceae. The transcript has 2 exons. The record is from RefSeq and is a predicted model, not a curated record. Bases 1 to 387 code for a protein of 128 amino acids.